AUGGAGGGAGAAGAUCAGAGUGUAAACAUUCCUUCGGAUAAUAACAGAGGAGCUUCAGCUGGAGAAGCAGUGAUUGAUGCUGUUAAUCAUCCAAAAGCAGGAAGUAUUGAAGCCAUUGACUAUAAGUCUGUCCAUCGGAUUUGUUCUGGUCAGGUAGUUUUAACGCUAGCCACUGCAGUUAAAGAACUGGUAGAGAACAGUAUUGAUGCAGGAGCUACCAAAGUUGAAAUUAAAUUAAAAGAAUAUGGAAGUGAAAUUAUUGAGGUGAAUGACAAUGGUUCUGGAGUUGCUGAAGAAAACUUUGAAGGAUUGACUUUGAAACAUCACACCUCAAAAUUAAAAGAUUUUUCUGAUUUGAGUGUUGUGGAGACAUUUGGUUUCCGGGGUGAGGCUUUAAGUUCUUUAUGUGCAUUAAGUGACCUUACAGUUACAACACGUCAUGAAACAGCAACUGUUGCUACAAAAUUGGAAUUUGACCAUAAUGGAAAAAUUACUUCAAAAUCUCAUUGUGCAAGACAGCAAGGAAUGACCAUCAUCUUACAAAAUCUGUUCUACACUUUGCCUGUGCGUCAUAAAGAAUUCCAGAGAAAUCUCAAGAAGGAAUUCUGCAAAAUGGUUAAUGUUUUGAAUGCCUAUUGUAUUGUUAAUGUAAAUGUGAGAUUAAGCUGCUACAACCAAAGUGGAAAAGGAUCAAAAAAUUUAGUUGCAUCAUCUCUUGGAAAUUCUUCCAUGAAAGAAAAUAUCAGAAGUAUUUUUGGUCUAAAACAGCUGCAAACUAUUACUGAGUUUGUGCAGAUAAAACCCACCCAAGAGCUAUGUGAAGAAUUUGGAAUAAAAGUGACAGAAAAAGAAGCCAAUCUGUUUGAACUUGAAGGAUUUGUCUCCAAAUGUGAACAUAAUUCUGGAAGAAGCACAACAGAUCGACAAUUCUUCUUCAUUAACAAACGACCAUGUGACUCUACUAAAAUGAGCAAAGUUGUAAAUGAUGUCUACCAUAUGUACAAUCGACAUCAAUAUCCCUUUGUUGUACUUCAUGUAAAUAUUGCCAAAGAAAGUGUAGAUGUUAAUGUUACUCCUGACAAACGACAGAUUUUCUUGGAAAAUGAAAAAAUGCUUCUUGCUACUAUUAAGGCAUCCCUCAUUACAAUGUAUGAACCAACAUCAUCUGUUUAUAAAGUUAAUCAGUUAACACCCAUCACAAAAUCAGAAUCAUCCUCCUUUGAAUCUCUGCAAUUAAGCAGCCCUGUUGAAAGUCAGCAGGACAGUGAGAACUUUGAACAAAAUAAUCAGAGCCUCAAUCGAAGCAUCAGCACUUUAGCCCAGUUGAAACGGUCUUUUUCUAGUGCUUUUCUCAAAGGGGAUUCAGUUGACAUAAAUCCAUCUUCAAAAUCAUUCCAAUUUUCCAAUGAAAAACGUAAACGAAUAAGUGCAUCCCCAAAGCAAAAAUCUAAGUUACCUGCUGAUGGAAUUUUAAAAUGGAUGACUGAAAAGUAUAAAACCAAUGAUAAUGAAGUUGUUAAUUGCAAAGCUGACUCAACUAAUGAAAAACGUUUACUUCAUCAUUUGUCAACAAAUAACCAGGAAAUCUUUAGCCAUGAGGAAUGUGAAGUUUUGUCUUCUCCAAAAGAAAAAAAUCAAGAAACAUUUAUUUUAACACCCCAUACUCUAUCUUCAUGCUGUAGUCCAGAAAUAACAAAAGACAAUAAAGAAAAAAGGGAAUCUUUGAAUUCUCCUUCUUUAUCAUUUCAUUCUGAUGAACAGACACAAGACAAAAGCAAAGUACAUGAAAAUAAAGAAAUUAAAAUAGACCAACAGAAAAUUGUUACAACUGGGCAAGAAGAAUCCCAUCAGAAAACAGAUGAAAAUGCUACAGGGACUCACUUAGAAUUUGAUACUAAAAAUACUUGUUUGCGGAAAGAGAGGAAAUUGCUUUUCUCUAUGAAAUCACUUCAACAGAAACUUGACCAAAUAAAGAUGAACAAAGGCAAAUCAGAUGAGGAAUUUUGUCGUAGUUUUCGUGCAAAGAUUUCUCCUGGUGAAAAUCAAGCAGCUGAGGAAGAAUUGAAGAAAUAUAUUGACAAAACGAUGUUUGAACAAAUGGAAAUUCUUGGGCAGUUCAAUCUUGGUUUUAUUAUUGCUCGAUUAAACGAUGACCUAUUUAUUAUUGAUCAACAUGCUACAGAUGAAAAAUAUAAUUUUGAAACGUUACGAAGACAUACUGUUAUGCAAGGGCAAAAACUCAUUUGUCCACUAAAUCUUGAGCUGACAGCAAGCAAUGAAAUAAUACUUAUGGAUAAUGUAGAGAUUUUUAAAAAAAACGGUUUUGAUUUCAUCAUUGAUGACUUAUCUGCCCCUGGUCAAAGAGUCAAGUUACUGACGGCACCUGUCAGUAAAAACUGGAACUUUGGAAAAGACGAUAUUGAAGAACUCAUUUUUAUGCUGCAAGAUUCUCCUGGAGUAAUGUGUCGUCCAUCAAGAAUUCGUCAAAUGCUUGCAUCUCGUGCAUGUCGUAAGUCAGUGAUGAUUGGAACGGCACUCAAUAAAAGAGAAAUGAAAAAGGUCUAUUUCUUUGCAGAUUUUCACUUAUUUACAAAUGGUGUUUGUUUUGUUAAACUCUGA
Molecule: messenger RNA, 2619 nt
Organism: Acanthosepion pharaonis
Lineage: Eukaryota; Metazoa; Mollusca; Cephalopoda; Sepiida; Sepiidae
Source: the annotation of a GenBank genome assembly